AUCCGGCAUCUUUGAACAUCACAUUGAGCAGCUCGAUUGCGCUUGCCUGCCGAAGGAUUGUUGUUGAAUGCAAGAAAUUAUCACAUGCCCGCUCGCGGUUUUCUACCCACUUAAUCCGACAAUCUCAACUUGCCUAUUCCGCCAAUCUUCAAUUUUUGAUUUUACGACCCAAUAACGGCCUCAAGAUGGCGUCCUGGGGCCUUCUCGACGACAAGGAAGAAACCGAGCUGCACAAGUCCCGGCUUCUUAACGUGGAAGAGAAACCAUUCAAGCGUAUCACCAAGCGCCUCAGCACCCUCCAUUCCCUCACAAUCGCACGAGCUCGCCAAGCACCGACACCACCCCCCGAAACAAACGGCACCCCCAGCCAGCAAUCCCUCCAAGCCGCCGCCCCCAGCCAGCAGCAACAACGCGAUGGCACGCCGGCCCCGGGCGCCGACAGCAGCGCGUCGCCCGACCUCGCGCAGCUCAAGGAGGACGUGACGAUCGACUUCGCGGCCUUCGACAGCAGCAUCGCGCGGCUGCAGUUCCUGCUGACGGCGAACGAGCGCGAGCGCGAGCGGUACGCGGCCGAGCGGGAGCGCAUCGUGGCCACGUCGCAGUCGGUCCGGGACAACACGGUGCAGCUGCGCGCGCAGCUGGAGCAGGCGCAGACGACGCUGGCCCAGCGCCGCGAGUUCGACGCCCUCGCCGACGCCAUCACCACCAACGCCUCCCUGCGCCCCCGCGCCGAGCAGACCGCCAACCUCCGCAAGCUGCGCGACGAGAUUGCAGAGUUGGAGGCCGAGAGGGAGGCGUACGGCGUUACAUGGCAUGAGCGGAGAGAGCAGUUCGCGAGGAUCAUGGACGAGAGCAUGCGGUUGAGGAGGUUGAUUCGCGAUGAGAAGGAGGAAGUGGAGAGGAGGGAGGGGAUGGAUGAUGACGAGGCUGGGGGUACACCGCGGCCUUCCGGGAUGGGGAGCCGGGAGGGAUCGCCUAGGCCCGAGGGCGGGCUGGCCCCGAAGAGUGGCGCCGAGAGUGAUGCUGUGGGUACACCUCGACCAGUAUCCGUUGGCGGCCGGACGCCGGCGAGAGACAGCCCCGCCCCGGGCCUGGACAGCCAAUCUUUCGCAGCCAAGCGAGCCACGGCGAUGGAUGCGAGCCUUUCGCAACUUGGCAGUCAGAUGGGCAGCCGGAUGGGCAGUCGGGAGCCAACGGUUGAGCGGGAAACCCAGGGCGAAACUGAGGCGGGGGAGGAUGUUGAGAUGGGCGAGCCGGAGGAUAACAAGGAUGCUAUAUCAGAACCCGACAGCCCCCUGACUCCGCCCCCAGCCGACGAUAUGCCGCAGAUUGUUGUUAACGGAGAGGGAGAGAGCAUGGACACGACAUAGUCCGUCAUAGGCUAUCGCAUAGCGCUUUUGGGAUUGUGUGGGCGUGUUACAAGCUGCCUAACUAGGCAGGUCAUAAUUUAAUUUUGGGACAUUUUGUCCGUGGCCUCUUGUCAACACAAACAAUGCACGGACACGACAUGCUGUCUAGUCCAUCACAUACUAUCAC
Chaetomium fimeti is the source of this 1536-nucleotide messenger RNA. RefSeq names its product Tho complex subunit 7-domain-containing protein. The transcript has a single exon. Gene Ontology annotation, biological process: mRNA processing. Gene Ontology annotation, cellular component: THO complex part of transcription export complex. The record is from RefSeq and is a predicted model, not a curated record. The coding region runs from base 186 to 1370 and encodes 394 amino acids. Lineage: Eukaryota; Fungi; Ascomycota; Sordariomycetes; Sordariales; Chaetomiaceae.